Molecule: messenger RNA, 1405 nt
Organism: Pelecanus crispus (Dalmatian pelican)
Lineage: Eukaryota; Metazoa; Chordata; Aves; Pelecaniformes; Pelecanidae
Gene: AGTR1
Product: angiotensin II receptor type 1
Biological process (GO): G protein-coupled receptor signaling pathway; neutrophil chemotaxis; immune response
Cellular component (GO): membrane; external side of plasma membrane
Molecular function (GO): C-C chemokine receptor activity; angiotensin type II receptor activity; C-C chemokine binding
Source: RefSeq, a predicted model, not a curated record
GAAUUUUAUAUUUUCUCCCUGGAACUAGGUUACAGCCGAAGAAAUCAAGAUGGUCCCAAAUUACUCUACCGAAGAAACCAUUAAAAGAAUCCACGUUGACUGUCCCGUUUCAGGAAGGCACAGUUACAUCUACAUUAUGGUUCCAACUGUUUACAGCAUCAUCUUUAUCAUAGGCAUAUUUGGGAACAGCCUGGUCGUUAUUGUCAUUUACUGCUACAUGAAAUUAAAAACAGUAGCCAGCAUCUUUCUUCUAAACCUGGCGCUGGCUGACUUGUGUUUUUUAAUAACUCUGCCACUCUGGGCAGCCUACACGGCCAUGGAGUACCAGUGGCCUUUCGGCAACUGUUUAUGUAAGUUAGCAUCAGCGGGGAUAAGUUUCAACCUGUACGCCAGUGUGUUCCUCCUCACAUGCCUUAGUAUUGACCGGUACCUGGCCAUAGUACACCCAGUGAAGUCCCGAAUUCGACGUACCAUGUUUGUUGCCAGAAUAACUUGCAUUGCCAUCUGGCUUCUCGCCGGUGUGGCCAGUUUGCCCGUCAUCAUUCACCGUAAUAUAUUCUUUGCUGAGAACUUGAACAUGACAGUCUGCGGUUUUCGGUAUGACAACAAUAACACAACGCUCCGGGUUGGGUUGGGUUUAUCCAAAAAUUUGCUGGGCUUUUUAAUUCCUUUUCUGAUCAUAUUAACAAGCUACACCUUAAUUUGGAAAACCCUGAAGAAGGCAUAUCAAAUUCAAAAAAAUAAGACUAGAAAUGAUGAUAUUUUUAAGAUGAUCGUGGCAAUAGUAUUUUUCUUCUUCUUUUCCUGGAUUCCUCAUCAAGUGUUCACUUUUCUGGAUGUAUUAAUUCAAUUACAUGUAAUAACAGACUGCAAAAUCACUGAUAUUGUGGAUACAGCUAUGCCCUUCACCAUUUGCAUUGCUUACUUUAACAAUUGUUUGAAUCCUUUUUUUUAUGUUUUUUUUGGAAAAAACUUUAAAAAAUACUUCCUUCAGCUAAUAAAAUACAUUCCACCAAAUGUCAGUGCACAUCCAAGCCUAACAACGAAAAUGAGCUCCCUCUCAUAUCGGCCACCAGAAAAUAUACGCUUGCCCACUAAAAAGACUGCUGGUUCUUUCGACACUGAGUGAUGUGAUUUGCAAUAUACUUUUUUUGAACAACCUUGUGAACGAAGCAGCAAGAAUGACAAAAUUCAUCUGCAGUCCUGAACAUCACAGCUUACUGCUCAUUACAGAAACAUUAGAUCACCUCAGAGAAAUCAUACUGUAAAGAUUUAGCAGUGGCCUUUUAUUUUACAUUGUGAAGAGGACUGCUUGGUUUUCAUUUUGUUUUUCUUUACUGAAUGCAACAUGAACAGUGGACAGGCAUGUCAGAGUUUCUGUCAGCAUCCUGCCAUUUACUCAGAA